Gastrolobium bilobum is the source of this 1812-nucleotide messenger RNA. RefSeq lists its product as uncharacterized. Lineage: Eukaryota; Viridiplantae; Streptophyta; Magnoliopsida; Fabales; Fabaceae. The coding region runs from base 1 to 1812 and encodes 603 amino acids. The record is from RefSeq and is a predicted model, not a curated record. Gene Ontology annotation, molecular function: nucleic acid binding; zinc ion binding. The transcript has 2 exons.
AUGGCUUCUUUCCAUCAGGAUAUUCCUCUUGAGGGUGGUUCCACCUAUCGCCCUCCGUUUUUCAAUGGGAUUGAUUAUCCCUACUGGAAAACAAGGAUGCAGAUUUUCCUUGAGUCGGUAGAUCUUAAAAUUUGGUAUAUUGUAGAGGAAGGAUAUCAGCCUCCAACUAGACUAGAUGACAAUGGUAAAAAUAUGCUUAAAAAAUACACAGAGUUUACUAGAGCAGAAUUAGAGAGUGCCCAAUACAACUCAAAAGCAAAGAACUUAAUAGUUAAUGCACUUGGUAAGGAUGAAUACUACCGAGUAUCUUCAUGUAAGACCGCACGUGAGAUGUGGCUUAUUUUAGAAACAACCCAUGAAGGUACUAGUGAAGUAAAGCGUUCUAAACAAAAUGCAUUAUCUAGGGAGUUUGAGCUCUUUGAGAUGUAUGAGGGUGAGUCUAUAUUUGACAUGCAAAAACGUUUCAUGCAUAUAGUUACAUCAAUGAAUGCUUUAAAUAUUUUUCAUGAUGAUGAACUGUUAGUUAACAAAAUUCUGAGAUGUCUUACUAAGGAAUGGGAUGCAAAGGCUUCGGCAAUCUAUGAAGCUAAAGAUCUCUCCACAAUGUCAAUUGCUACUUUAUUUGGAAAGCUUCAGGAGUACGAGUUGGAAUUAAACAGAAGGGCUAAGCGUGAGCUUAACAAGAAAAAUUCAAAGAGUAUAGCUCUAAAAUUUUCUUCUUCCCAAUCCAAGCAAAGUAAGAAAAGUACCGAUACUUCUUCAAGUGAAUCAAGCACCGGUGAAGACGAUGAAAUGACAAUGUUCGUGAAAAAGUUUAACAAGUCAUUUACCAAGUUCUUCAACAAGAAAUUUAACAGAAGGAGAAGAAGGGUCAACAACCCAAGUAGAAAAGAAAGCAACUCAAACAAUGCUUGUUUUGAGUGUGGAAAAGAAGGCCACUUCCAAAAGGACUGCCCGAACAAAAAGAAUAAAUAUGAUAAUGGCAAGUUCAAGAAAGGUAAGAGCAAAAAGAAGAAAGCUUACAUGGCAUUUUCGGAUGACACUUCAAGUACUACAAGCUCCUCAUCAAGUGAACAAGCUAACCUUUGCUUCAUGACACAAAUUGAAAAAGAUAAAAUUGAGGUAUAUUCUAGCCACUCUUCCAGUUCUAUGUGGGAUUCCGAUUUGGUAUGUGAUUCUAAUUCAAUGUGUAGUUCUAGCACCUCUUGUGAUACAUCUUCUAUGAAAAUUAAAAAUGAGAAAAAUUGCUUGCAAGACAAAGUUGAUAGUUUGACCACCAUUGUAAAUGAUCUAAUGAAAGACAAUGAGGAUCUUAAAAAUGAAAAUCUUUUCAUGAAUUGUCUUGUUGGAUCAUGUGAUGAUGUGAACCCCCCUUCCACUAUUUCAUGUACUAAAUGUGUUGAAUUAUCUAAUGAAGUGGAUAGUUUGAAGGUAAUGGUUGAUAGAAUGACUAGUGGGAGAGAUAACUUGAAUGUUCUCCUUGAUAGACAAAGGGUUGAGACUACUAAACAUGGACUUGGUUUUCAAAAACCUCCCUUUGUUCAACCAAGAAAGACAAACCACUAUCCUCCUAGGUUCAUGUCUAAGCUACCAUUUAAGAAAUGUACAUAUUGUUGCAUGAGUGGUCAUCUUGUAUAUCAAUGCAAUAUUAAGAAAUAUGGCCUAAAAGGAACUAAUCUUAAGUGGGUUCCUAAGAGGACUAUAAAUGUGAGCAACAUUGCUUCAACAUCUUAUGGACCUCAACCUAACACAUCUAGCAUGUUCUUUAGCCCCAAGGUUAAGAACAUGAUAUAUGUUCCUAAGAAAACUUAG